UUGAACUCUCACUUCAUUAGUUUUCAAUAGUUUUUCUUUGUAGGUGUGUUAGCUACAAAGUGUUUUAAACUUUCAUUUCAUUGAUAGGUUUUGGUUAGUUGGAGUGAAAAUAAUGUCACCAAAAAGGCUCCCUCACCAAACUUCAGCAAAACUUGCUCUUAGAAACAACCAUGAGCAACCCCAAGACGAAGUGCAACCCGAAGAAAUUGAUCAAAGUUGUUUGCUGAGCGAUGAGUACAAGGAUGAGAACAAAGACAAAAGCUUGUCAAAUGAGAGACAAGAGUUUGAGAAAAAAGUAAUAGCAACACAAAGUCUCCCUCAAGAGACUCCAACAGAGAUUGCUCCCAGAAAUGACCACGAGCAACUCGAAGCUGAAGUGCAACCUGUAGAAGAAGUUGACUUAGAUCAAAGUUAUUCGAUGAGUGAGGGGGACAAGGAUGAGGAUGGGGAUGAAGAUGAGGAUGAGGAAGAAUAUGUGACUAUAGAUUUGGCAAAUUUGAAGGAAUUGCGGUGUCCUAUAUGCCUAGGUAUUCUCCGGAAAACAAAAGCAGUUAUGGAAUGCAUGCACCGCUUCUGUGGAAAGUGCAUAGAGAAAUCCAUGCGUCUUAGUAACAAUGAAUGUCCCGUUUGUCGUGUACACUGUCCUAGCCGUCGAUCACUUAGAGAUGACCCAAAUUUUGAUAAUAUAAUUGCUGCUAUAUAUCCGGAUAUUGACAAGUAUGAGGAGGAGGAGGAAUUGGCAAUGUAUGAGAGUGAAAGGACUCAUAACAAAGAGGAAUCUCCCACUAUCGAUGUGGAUAUAACUAUUGGUGAAAGUAUCCAAGACGUCAAUAGAGAAAUAAGUUCUUCUGCUGAUAGUCACCAGAGUAACACUCGAGUGAGUGGUGAUAAUGGCAUGAGUAGUCGUCUCUCUAGAUUUAUUAAUCAUUUACAUAACUCGAAUGUAAAUGAUGGUGAGUUGGACAUCCCCCUUGUGCUUGUCUCUUUGGAUGAGCAAAAGAUGCCAACUUUACAAGAGCCAUACCUUCAUUGUAGGCCUACUUGUUCAGUGAAAAUCUUGUGCAAGUAUGUUGCACUUAAAGUUGAGCUCCUACCUAAUGAAGUUGAACUAAGCUUGGUAGAAGAAUCUCAAACCAAUGUUAUGCGAGAUGAACUAAUUGUUGAUCCAAACAAGGAUAAAUUGCGUGUUUUAAGGGAUGAAGAAACAUUGGCUGACCUAUACAAGCCAAACGUCACCAACUGCGGUCAUUUGCUCCUGGCUUAUAAGAUGAAGUAGCAACUUUCGGAGUUUGGAACACAUUUGGGUUAAGCAAAAUAAUGAAUAAUCACUUGACCAUUUUUUGUCAAGUGCAUAAUUAUAUAGAACAAUGAAAAAUGUAUGGUAGUUUUAUCAUUUUUAAUUAUUUCCCCGUGUUAGACAAUCGCAUAUUUGACGUAAGGAAGUUUUACAAACUAUAAGUGCCCUAAAAUAUUCAUAAAUAUUUCAUGAAAUCAUAUUUAGUAAUCUUUUAAUGUU
Glycine soja is the source of this 1516-nucleotide messenger RNA. RefSeq names its product putative E3 ubiquitin-protein ligase RING1a. Bases 113 to 1276 code for a protein of 387 amino acids. The transcript has 12 exons. Lineage: Eukaryota; Viridiplantae; Streptophyta; Magnoliopsida; Fabales; Fabaceae. The record is from RefSeq and is a predicted model, not a curated record.